AUGUGGCUGGACAUCCUGCUCUUGCAGGAGUUGCACUUCCGGAGGCAGGGCAGUGGUUACGUCUUCGUCGGACUAGGAACUGGAAAGAAUGUGGUUGCUAUGUACGCGCAACGUCCUUGGGCCGCGGUAGUCGCUUGCAACCUUGAAUUCCAGAUAAUGUUUGUCUUGCAACUUAGCACGACGCACUGCGCAUGUACGGAAGUGCGAGCACCCGGCUUCUCCUUCUACGUCGCAUCGUGCUAUUUUCACUACAGCGACGAAACAGAAAAGCACCUCAAGCACCUCAAAAUGGUACUUCGUUCACUGAGGGAGCAGAUGGUGCUGAGGGUGCCAAAAGUCGGAAGCGAGGAGCAGAGAACUAAGAAAAUUCGAUUUAACACCAAUCGGGCCGACUGGGAGAAGUUCGCUGAGAGCCUCGUCGAUCUGUCCGGGUCAAGACUUGAAGUCCUCGGCUUGACGUCUGUGGAGGACGUGGUGAAGUUCGCGGAUGCUCUUGCCGGCUCUCUUAUGAACGUCUGUGGGAAGGCAAUUCCGAAAAAAAGGCAAUUUAGAAAGUCAAACCUGUUGUUGAAGAAAAAUUUGACGAUCAAAAAGAAAAUCGACUAUAGGGACAUACGGACAUACCAACAGAAAAGUGUUGAGCUGAUCCGCUCCAUUAAACUACGUGUCUACCGCUCUUCUUUGCGGGAGUACACCAGGGAGUUGAGGAAAGCGAAACUCGAGUGCUGGCAGAAAUUUGUCACGGACCAAGGCAAAUCAAAGACCUGGGGAUUUGUUUAUAAGCCUAAGGCUAAUAAGGUCUGGGUUGACAAAGUGCUGAGCACUCUCAGUGGCGGAAAUUCCUCGACCGUCACUACAGAGGAGACGGCUGCCCGCCUGCUCGACGUGCACGUACCGGAUGACGGGGAGAACGAGGACACGCUGCAGCAGCGCGAAAUCAGAGACAGCAAAUCGCAGCAGUUGUCAGAUCUCUGGAAACAACAAGGCGCCAGCGCUGGAUCUCAUCGAGGUCUCGAGGGCUCGCUCAGAAUCUUCCUGAAUGGCGAGAACACGGACGUGGAGGACCCCAAAUCCUACAGCCCGAUCAGUCUCCUCUCCGUAAUGGGGAAACUUUUCGAGAAGCUUCUUCUAAAGCGACUCAACCAGACGUCACUCUCGCCGGGGAAGAUCUCCGAUCAGCAGUUCGGCUUCACACCCGGAAGGUUGACGGACGACGCUGUCGUGGAGCUGCGACGGAUGGUCUCUGCCUCUGAGCAGAGAUACGUCAUUGCGCUGCUCUUCGACAUCUCGGGCGCGUUUGACAACGUCUGGUGGCCUCUCAUAUUGUCAGGAUUUUAA
Molecule: messenger RNA, 1338 nt
Organism: Dinoponera quadriceps
Lineage: Eukaryota; Metazoa; Arthropoda; Insecta; Hymenoptera; Formicidae
Exons: 4
Coding region: 1-1338 (445 amino acids)
Source: RefSeq, a predicted model, not a curated record